Molecule: messenger RNA, 3531 nt
Organism: Cricetulus griseus (Chinese hamster)
Lineage: Eukaryota; Metazoa; Chordata; Mammalia; Rodentia; Cricetidae
Source: RefSeq, a predicted model, not a curated record
AUGUACCUUUCCAUCUGUUGUUGCUUUCUCCUGUGGGCCCCUGCCCUGACACUCAAAAACCUCAACUACUCAGUGCCAGAGGAGCAAGGGGCAGGCACGGUAAUAGGCAACAUAGGCAAGGAUGCCCGGCUGCAACCCGGGCUUCCGCCGGCUGAGCGCGGUAGCGGCAGCGGGCGAAGCAAGUCCGGUAGCUACCGGGUGCUGGAGAACUCCGCACCGCACCUGCUGGACGUGGACGCCGACAGCGGGCUCCUCUACACCAAGCAGCGCAUCGACCGUGAGUCCUUGUGCCGCCACAAUGCCAAGUGCCAGCUAUCCCUAGAGGUGUUCGCUAACGACAAGGAGAUCUGCAUGAUCAAGGUAGAGAUACAGGACAUCAACGACAACGCUCCCUCUUUCCCCUCGGACCAGAUCGAAAUGGACAUCUCAGAGAACGCGGCACCCGGCACCCGCUUCCCCCUUACUAGCGCACACGACCCAGACGCUGGCGAGAACGGGCUCCGCACCUAUCUGCUCACCCGCGAUGAUCAUGGCCUCUUUGCACUGGACGUCAAGUCCCGCGGCGACGGUACCAAGUUCCCUGAGCUGGUCAUCCAAAAAGCGCUGGACCGCGAGCUGCAGAACCACCACACUCUGGUGCUGACAGCCCUGGAUGGCGGUGAGCCGCCUCGCUCCGCCACGGUGCAGAUCAAUGUGAAGGUGAUCGAUUCCAAUGAUAACAGUCCAGUCUUCGAGGCUCCGUCAUACUUGGUGGAACUGCCUGAGAACGCACCCUUGGGCACCGUGGUCAUUGACCUGAAUGCCACCGACGCUGAUGAAGGUCCCAACGGGGAAGUGCUCUACUCUUUCAGCAGCUACGUGCCCGACCGCGUGCGGGAGCUCUUCUCCAUUGAUCCCAAAACUGGCCUGAUCCGCGUUAAGGGUAAUUUGGACUACGAGGAGAAUGGCAUGUUGGAGAUCGACGUGCAGGCCAGAGACCUAGGACCUAACCCAAUUCCAGCCCACUGCAAGGUCACAGUCAAGCUUAUCGACCGCAACGACAACGCGCCGUCCAUUGGUUUCGUCUCCGUGCGCCAGGGGGCGCUGAGCGAGGCCGCCCCGCCUGGCACAGUCAUCGCCCUAGUUCGGGUCACUGACCGAGACUCUGGCAAGAAUGGGCAGCUGCAGUGUCGGGUACUGGGUGGAGGAGGGACUGGCGGUGGAGGCGGCCUGGGGGGACCCGGCUCUGUCCCCUUCAAGCUUGAAGAGAACUAUGACAACUUCUACACAGUGGUUACUGACCGUCCGCUGGACCGCGAGACACAGGACGAGUACAAUGUGACAAUCGUGGCCCGGGACGGGGGCUCUCCUCCACUCAACUCCACCAAGUCGUUCGCUGUCAAGAUACUGGAUGAGAAUGACAACCCGCCUCGCUUCACCAAAGGGCUGUAUGUUCUCCAAGUACAUGAGAACAACAUUCCAGGAGAAUACCUCGGUUCAGUGCUCGCCCAAGAUCCCGACCUGGGCCAAAAUGGGACAGUGUCCUAUUCCAUUCUUCCCUCGCAUAUUGGCGACGUGUCUAUCUACACCUAUGUGUCCGUGAACCCCACUAACGGAGCCAUAUACGCCCUGCGCUCCUUUAACUAUGAACAAACGAAGGCUUUUGAAUUCAAGGUGUUGGCUAAGGACUCGGGGGCGCCAGCGCACUUGGAGAGUAACGCCACUGUGAGGGUGACGGUGUUAGACGUGAAUGACAAUGCUCCAGUGAUUGUGCUCCCCACUCUACAGAACGACACAGCUGAGCUGCAGGUCCCGAGAAAUGCUGGCCUGGGCUACCUGGUAAGCACCGUGCGCGCCCUGGACAGCGACUUUGGAGAGAGUGGACGCCUCACGUAUGAGAUUGUGGAUGGGAACGACGACCACCUGUUUGAGAUCGAUCCAUCCAGCGGCGAAAUCCGCACGCUGCACCCCUUCUGGGAGGAUGUGACUCCCGUGGUGGAGUUAGUAGUGAAGGUGACUGAUCAUGGCAAGCCCACCCUCUCCGCGGUGGCCAAACUCAUCAUUCGUUCAGUGAGCGGCUCUCUGCCUGAGGGAGUACCGCGAGUGAAUGGUGAGCAGCGCCACUGGGACAUGUCCCUGCCUCUCAUAGUGACUCUGAGCACGAUUUCCAUCAUCCUCCUAGCGGCCAUGAUCACCAUAGCUGUCAAGUGCAAACGCGAAAACAAGGAGAUUCGCACUUACAACUGCCGCAUCGCCGAGUACAGCCACCCACAGCUAGGCGGGGGGAAGGGCAAGAAGAAGAAAAUCAACAAAAACGAUAUCAUGCUGGUGCAGAGCGAGGUGGAGGAGAGGAACGCCAUGAACGUCAUGAACGUGGUGAGCAGUCCCUCCCUGGCCACCUCCCCCAUGUACUUCGACUACCAAACCCGUCUGCCCCUCAGCUCGCCCCGGUCAGAGGUGAUGUAUCUUAAGCCAGCCUCCAACAACCUGACUGUCCCACAGGGGCACGCAGGCUGCCACAGCAGCUUCACCGGACAAGGGACUAAUUCGAGCGAGACCCCUGCCACUCGGAUGUCCAUAAUUCAGACAGACAAUUUUCCCGCAGAGCCCAAUUACAUGGGCAGCAGGCAGCAGUUUGUUCAAAGUAGCUCCACGUUUAAGGACCCAGAAAGAGCCAGCCUGAGAGACAGUGGGCACGGGGACAGUGAUCAGGCUGACAGUGACCAAGACACUAACAAAGGCUCCUGCUGUGACAUGUCUGUUAGGGAGGCACUCAAGAUGAAAACUACUUCAGCUAAAAGUCAACCACUUGAACAAGAACCGGAAGAGUGCAUUAAUUGCACAGAUGAAUGCCGAGUGCUUGGUCAUUCUGAUAGGUGUUGGAUGCCACAGUUCCCUGCAACCAAUCAGGCUGAAAACGCAGAUUACCGCACAAAUCUCUUUGUACCCACAGUUGAAGCUAAUGUUGAGACUGAGACUUAUGAAACUGUGAACCCCACUGGGAAAAAGACUUUUUGUACAUUUGGAAAAGACAAGCGAGAGCACACUAUUCUCAUUGCCAAUGUGAAACCUUAUUUAAAAGCCAAACGUGCCCUGAGCCCUCUCCUCCAAGAGGUACCCUCAGCAUCUAGCAGCCCGACCAAGGCAUGCAUUGAGCCUUGCGCCUCAACAAAAGGCUCCCUGGAUGGCUGUGAAGCAAAACCAGGGGCUCUAGCUGAAGCAAGCAGUUCCUACCUGCCCACUGACAGUCAGUAUCUGUCACCCAGUAAGCAACCGAGAGACCCUUCCUUCAUGGCUUCUGAUCAGAUGGCGAGAGUCUUUGCGGAUGUUCAUUCCAGAGCCAGCCGGGAUUCCAGCGAGAUGGGAACCGUGCUAGAGCAGCUUGAUCACCCCAACAGAGAUCUGGGCAGAGAGUCCGUGGAUGCAGAAGAAGUUGUGAGAGAGAUUGAUAAGCUCUUGCAGGACUGCCGGGGAAAUGACCCUGUAGCUGUGAGAAAGUGAGGGGGGAAAGGCAUUGGCGUUUUCUUGUCUCUUUGAUUUAAAAAUGAUUAC